AUGUAACGAUGCGGUGCUACUGCUGACCCCAAAACAGGACGCCGGAAGUGGUGCUCACUAGAGACUGUGAGUAAGAACUGUGAGGAUGAAUCUGGAGCCCCAACCUCUCCUAGCCUCCUGCAGGAGGAUGACUCAGGGCCCCUGUCCUCCCAACAGCAGGCCACCAGUUCAAGGGACAAGAAGCCCCUAAGCUCCCUCCACCUUUCACAUAGGGCCCAGGUGGCCUUGGAGUACCUGCCUUUCUUCUGCACCUAUGGGUACCUCCUGGCAGAGGAGGGGUUGGUCCUGCAGCCCGAGACGCCGCUCCAGGAGGACUCAGAACUGCUCAGUGGGUUCUUCCCUUACUACCGCUCUGAGGAGGAGAGUUUGCCCAGCAUGGCCCUUCCUGGCUGGUCACACAGAGGCUCCCAAGAUGCGCCCACUGAGAAGGAGGCACCGGCUGGCUGCUUCUGCAGGACAACAGUCAGGAACGAAUGCUCUGUCUCGGCAGGGUUCGCCCAUGACAGUGAUCAGGAUGCCCCUCUCUCCAGGAACUAUGGUCUGUAUGCCUCAGGAUUCGUGUAUUACUACAGAACCCCUGAAGAGGGGCUACAUACUAGCCCGGGGCCUCUUGCCUCUCCAUCUGGGAGCUAGGGACCCUCAGGGGCUGCCCAGGGCUGGUGCAGUCACACAGCGGGGAUGCUGGAGCUGGCUGCAGCGGAAGCCACUGGAGAGCAGGCCCCCAGCACCCACUGA
Messenger RNA from Piliocolobus tephrosceles (Ugandan red Colobus), 735 nucleotides. RefSeq lists its product as uncharacterized. The transcript has 3 exons. NCBI's taxonomy places the organism in Eukaryota, Metazoa, Chordata, Mammalia, Primates, Cercopithecidae. The record is from RefSeq and is a predicted model, not a curated record.